Xyrichtys novacula (pearly razorfish) is the source of this 4083-nucleotide messenger RNA. Lineage: Eukaryota; Metazoa; Chordata; Actinopteri; Labriformes; Labridae. The record is from the annotation of a GenBank genome assembly.
ACAUCCGGCUAAUAGUGACCGCUGGCUGCUGCUCAUUCACACACACAUGGAGGGACUACCGUCUUGUUUUGGGAAGCUAAACAUGGUAUAAACUAUAGAGACCCAGCAACAAUUUUCCCGGGAAGACACCAUGGUAAAUAUUGGACAUUUGUAAAACAGCUAAAUCUCCAACAACCUCAAACGUAACACUUUUACGACUGCUAAAAAAGGAUGCUAAUGCUAACUCUGCACAUAGUGUCAGUUGAGUUGUAGUCAGGUAAGAGGCUUUUUGUCUUUAUACCUGGAGGAUAGAGGCUGUUAAAACCGGCCUGGUAAAGUGGAGUACAUCGUUAUUUUUACCAGCACUAAUAGUCUAUUUUUAAUUUUCGUUCUUCUGUUUGAUAGACUGAUCAUUCUAUAUUGAUGUUUCAUAAAUUACAGUUUGAACAAGGCCCAUAAUAAAUAGUAAUAGAUAGAUAAAUAGAUAGAUAGAUAGAUACUUUAUUAAUCCCAGAUAGCAAACCGUUUGAUAAUCUAUAAGGUGAAUUAAAGUUAUGAUCAAAGUAAGAAUACUUGUCACUGAUUAAUAUUCAUUUGGUCCUCUCAAUACAUGAACUGUCUCUUAUGUGAUUCCUUCCUUCCCUGCAGGUCCCUGCAGACUUUAAAGCUCUGAUCCAGAGGUUUUAUCACCUUCAGUCUGAGCGUGUUGAGACAUACCGACUCUUUGAAGAGUAAGUUUGACUCUUGUUGACACCUCAGUGCUGAGAAAUCAGUAUUAUAUGUGUAAUAAAUCAAACAUCAGUUCAUAUUGCAUUUCCAGCUAACAUUGAAUCUGAAUCAUACAGCGUAUUCACUGCUGCUUGUGUUGUUGUUUUUGUCGCUGCUUGUCUGCCAGGGGACACGAGGCCUACUUGAGAACGGGGCCCCACUAUGACUUUGACCACUACAGGCAGCUGGUCCAUGAGAUAACACAAGCCUUCUGUGGCAUCUCCACAGAGGUGCUUGAGAUCAAGGGGAGGCUGCAUCAUGAGUUUGACCGGCCAGACCUCUCAGAGCAUAUUGAAAAGCUUCAGAGCAAAGAGAAGCAGAAACUGGAACUGGUAAGUGAUAUUAGUUUAGUAUCAAUCAGUCAAGCUUUAUUUAUUUGUUACCAAUUUACACUAAAUGUUUUCUCAAGAUGCUUAACAAAAAAACUUUUCAAGACCAUACUCUUCAAGAUAUUUACAAAGACCCAACGUAAAGAUGUUUCUGAGAUUGAGUCCCAUCUUGCGAGAUCAGGCCCACUCUGAGUCCAUCUUCAUCCUCAUCAGUGUAGCAUUUAGCAAAUUACAGUGGCAAGGGAAAACAUCCUUUUCACAAGCAGAAACCUUGAGCAGAACUCAACUUAUGUGAGACAGCCAUCUGCAGCUACUACAUUGGGUUUAAAGAGGAGAUAGAGAGAGAUACAGAAAGAGAGAGAAGGACAAACAUUAACAAUAGUUUACAGACGCUGUAGUAGAAUCUUUUCAUACAUUUAGGUUAAGAAAUAUAGAGUGAUUAUCUUUCAUUAAGGGGUUACAAAUAAUCUGGGUUGGCUUACUUGUGCAGCCUCAGAGAGGUUAUAAGCAAGGCUGCUUUGCAGGGACCAAAACUAUCUGUCUUCAAGAACAUUUAGAGCUAAUCUCUGGGAGAGUGAAGACUAAUCCAAGUGUUGAGUUUUAGAGCAGUACAACACGUCAUCAUGGGUAGCCUCCUGGAGGACAGAUAUGUACCCAUGAUGACGGAAGAGAGACACACACACACGCACGCACGCACAUACCAGAGGUACAAGCAGUGCACAAUGACUGUAUUCAGAUACACAAUAGACACUAUAACAGGGAGAAGAAGAAAAGCUUAGAAAGGCUUUCCUUGGGUUUGGUCAAGACUCUGUUCAUCAUCUGUACUGAUUUCUACAUCUGUACACUGAGAGACGCCCAGGCUGUUCUUCAGAUCUCAUCCUGUCUCCUGCACAUUGUUUUACUGAGUUUAUGCUGGAUUUUCCACAACAAUGCAUGGUUACAAUGCAAGAGAUAAUGGAACAAUUAUGUGUACUAUUUACAGGGACAGCAAAAUGAUGAUAAUAAACUGAUCUUACUUUGAUUUAUAGACGAUUAAAGUAAACAGAUCUGUAGUAAUAUAUAUUAGAAUAAUGAAAAAGAGAAAAUAAAAAUUUCACGGUUAAUAUUAGCUUUGUAACAGUGAUUAUAAUGGAGAAACUAUGAACAUAGCUAGACCGUUCUCCACUGUUGUCACCAGCUACAGUUGGCUUACGCUGGCCUGCUCUACUUCUGGGAUUUUUGUGCCCAACUCCUUGUAAGCGACCCCGCACUUGGUACUAAGGUCAUUAUUGUGGUGAAAACAAUUUAAAAAUUUGGUCAUGAUGGUCUUACAUUGAUAAUUGGUUGCUUCAUUGUUGGUGGCAGUACCUGCAUCCAAAUGGACUUCAAGUACUUUUGUGGCUUUUACUGAUCUCAUCUCUACUUUUCUAGAUCUUUGCUUGUGUUGUUGUUCUUGUUCUCAAAUGUACGUCGCUACGGAUAAAGGCGUCUGCUAAAUGACAUUGUCACAUUGUAAAUGAACAUUAUCUUUGUUGUAGUGAUAACAAUGGACAAACUGACACUGAUAAAGUAACACUAGUUUUGUUAUUAAGCAUAAGUAAUUUUUGAUAACCUUUUACAAGAAUCUUAAUUCUCAUUUCUUCCAAAUGAAUGUCAUGUCAGCCAUCAAUUCAAGCCCUUAACAUUUUAGCCAAUCCCACAGUUUAACCACAAGGGGGCAGACUUUUGAUGCAAAACGUGCUGCAUAACUGGCUAUCACUGGCAAAGAUUCAGCCAUUCUUUUUUAUAGAUGAGGUCAUAAAUGUUUUAAGUAAAAACUUGUUAAAACAAAGUACACAUGAUGCAUCUAGAGGGAAAACUUUUGUGCGAAACACCCAUUUAGUUCCAUUUGAAUCAUUCAGUGUUGCUGUAAGGAGGUUAGCUGCUGUGUCACAGUUCACUGACUGAAGAGCCACAGUUUGUCUGUGAUUUGUAUCAUGGUCCAGACAAUUUGAGCAUGCUUGGUGUUGAAAUUUUAGGGCUUACUAUAUUCAAUUACACUCGGCUCACACAUCUGGCAUUUAUUAGUAACACACAACCCUGCUUCAUAAAGUUUUAUGCUCCUUUAAAAAAGAACCUCUUCUUUCCUCUGCCAGUAGUCAUAAAGUCCCUUCCCCUGUCUCCCCUCUGUCCUCUGCUGAUCAAUGAUUUGCAUACAUUUUAUCUGAUGUGCUUCUCCACAGACAGCCAAGCUGCAGCUGGCCAGGCAGCGGGCCCAGGAUCACCCUGAGGAAGAGGACUGUCAGGAAAAGAUUCACGAGAUCAAGCAAGAGUAAGAGCAGCUUUUACCACCUCUCCCUUUGCUGCGAUUUCUCACUCCCUGCUGACCCGUCCGCUCACUCAGAAUCAACCUGCUGUCUGCUGCUAGACUUCCUGUUUCCUCCCAGUGUGACAGACUUUUCUUUGUGACCACUCUAAUAUCAUAAAACUGUCUGAGAAAAUCUGUGUUUUUUUCUGGCUCUUUGUUUCCAGGAUCAUAAAAAACAAAGAGGCUCUGAGUGAAAUCAUGCAGGACUUUAAGUAUGACUCUGAGGAGUGUGAUUGACAGGCGGCUCCCGGGAGGUUUGCACCCGCGCCUUGUCAGUGGCAUGGUGAUGGAUCGACUCGGCUCUGCUGCAACUUCCAUCUUGGACUUCUCAGCUGCACUUAUCGAUCCCCCUACGGCUCCACCCUGCUUGCUGCUGCAGUCUUAUUCCACCCAGGGGACUUUUCACAUUCAGGCUCUGUGUUUUUAUCUGUAGUCAUGCCUUCAUGUUAAUGCAUGCCUCAGCAUAAAAAGGGGAGCGUUACUUACAUGCAGAUGAUGAAAUAGUAAAAUAUGUAAAUAGUCAAAAGGUGAAAUAAUUCUUGAAGGUCUGCUGGAGCAUCUUUGUUUACUUCAUACAUUGUAUUUUUAAAUAAAAAAGGCACUUGUCACGGCAUGUUUAUUUGUUUUAGACAUACUUUUUAUAGGCAUUAUCAGUCCACUUAAAGAUGAUAUCUAAAAAAA